CAGUCGGGUCCCUGUCGGCUGGCCUCCUGCAGAGGAGAACUUGCACCCUCUCCUCCGCCCGCAGCUGCUCCGGCGAACCACCGCGACACUAUGGAUACCGGAGACUGUCCCUUCCGCAAGAAACGGAGACCGUGGCGCAUGGACUUCUCAUCCUUCGCCGUGAUCACCGUGAUGCUCGUCGUGUGCCAAACGACUGUGACUCGGGCAGACCCGGUGGACGUUCUGCGGGCUCUGCAGGUUCACUCGCUGCCCGAGGGCGUGAAGAAGGUUCCGGGCUUCUGCUCGUCCCGCCGCUCCGGCAGCCCCGACCACGCCUACCGCAUCUCCAAGAAGGCCCAGAUCUCGGCCCCCACCAAGCAGCUGUUCUCCGGCCGAUUCCCGGAGAACUUCUCCAUCAUGGCGCUGGUGAAGGCCCAGGCCGGCCUCCAGGCCUUCCUCCUGUCCAUCUACAGCGAGCAGGGCAUCCAGCAGCUGGGCGUGGAGAUGGGUCGCUCCCCGGUGUUCCUGUACGAGGACCAGCACGGCAAGCCGGCCCCCGAGGACUACCCGCUGUUCAGAGGCGUCAACCUGGCUGAUGGCAAGUGGCACCGCAUCGCCAUCUCCGUGUCCAAGAAGAACGUGACUCUGCUGCUGGACUGCAAGAAGAAGAUGACCCGCCCCCUGCCGCGCGGCAACAACGCCGCCGUGGACACCAACGGCAUCACGGUGUUCGGAGCGCGCCUGCUCGACGAGGAGGUGUUCCAGGGAGACAUCCAGCAACUGCUGAUCGCCUCCAACGCCCAGGCCGCCUACGACUUCUGUGAGCACUACAGCCCCGACUGUGACUCCCCGCUGCCCAAGACCCAGGCCCAGGACCCCAACACAUACGAUGUAAACACUGAAUAUUCCGAGGCUGGCCACACCCCGACAGAGACUGAUUAUUACUAUGAGGAGACGGUGCCAGAGGGUGAGGUGAUUGGACAAGAAGAGAUCCCUGAGCAGCCCCAGGUGGAGACGGCGUUGGCGGGCGAGGAGGUAGAGGCCGCCAAGGCAGGCGGUGUGGGCGAGGAGGCCUUCACCGAGGAGUAUGUGACUGGGGACGUGGGCCUUAAGGAGUACGACUAUUCCUACAGGGACUACAAUGAGCCAAUGCCGGAGACCGGGGAGGUCGAUGCCAACAUGGGCCCCGCCCUGUCCGCCGUGAGGGACGAGGGAGGCACCGCCGUCAGAGGCCAGAAGGGAGAGAAAGGAGACCCGGCUGUCCUGGAGCCUGGCAUGCUGAUCGAAGGACUUCCGGGACACGAGGGACCUGCUGGCCCUGCUGGCCCUCCCGGCUCCUCCGGACCCCCUGGCUCUGCCGGGGACGCCGGCGAGAGGGGCCCCACUGGUAGAGCCGGUCUGGCUGGAGCUGAUGGAGUCCCUGGACCUCCUGGAACCUCCGUCAUGCUGCCUUUCCGUUUCGGUCAGAGUGGAGGAGACAAGGGACCUUCUGUUUCUGCUCAGGAAGCUCAGGCAGCGGCCAUCUUGUCUCAGGCCAGGAUGGCUCUGAAAGGACCUCCUGGACCAAUGGGAUUCACUGGGCGCCCCGGACCUCUGGGAAAUCCCGGUAGUAAUGGUCUGAAUGGAGAGACCGGAGACCCCGGUCCUCAGGGCUCCAGGGGACCUCAGGGUACGAUGGGUCCUCAAGGAAAAUCAGGAAGAAGAGGCCGUGCCGGGGCCAAUGGGUCCAGAGGCAUGCCAGGGGAGUCUGGAACCAAGGGCGACCGUGGUUUUGACGGCCUUCCUGGUUUACCCGGCGACAAAGGACACAGGGGUGACUCGGGACCGCUGGGACCCCCCGGCUUCCAAGGGGAGGACGGAGAGAGGGGAGACGACGGAGAGGUUGGACCCAGAGGUCUCCCAGGUGAAUCAGGUCCUCGUGGUUUGCUGGGACCCAAAGGUCCUCCUGGAAUCUCUGGACCUCCUGGCGUACGAGGGAAUGACGGGCCCCACGGUCCCAAGGGAAACCUGGGUCCCCAAGGAGAGCCAGGACCUCCAGGUCAGCAGGGAACCUCAGGAACUCAGGGAAUGGCAGGACCUCAAGGAGCCCUCGGACCCCCGGGAGAGAAGGGUCCCACAGGGAAACCAGGUCUACCAGGAAUGCCGGGAGCCGACGGCCCUCCAGGCCACCCAGGGAAGGAGGGGCCUUCUGGCACCAAAGGAAACCUGGGUCCUAACGGCCCUCAGGGUUCUCUCGGCUAUCCCGGCCCCCGAGGCAUCAAGGGAGGUCAAGGAAUCCGUGGACUGAAGGGCCACAAGGGGGAGAAGGGAGAAGAUGGUUUCCCUGGAAUUAAGGGAGAUUUUGGUGUCAAGGGAGAGAGGGGCGAGCUUGGAGUGUCAGGGCCCAGAGGAGAGGACGGCCCCGAGGGGCCAAAGGGUCGCUUCGGACCCCCCGGUGAGCUCGGACCACUCGGACUGGUUGGAGAGAAGGGUAAACUUGGUGUUCCUGGACUUCCUGGAUAUCCCGGGAGACAAGGACCGAAGGGAUCUCUUGGAUUCCCAGGAUUCCCCGGCACCAACGGCGAGAAGGGAACGAGGGGUCUUGGUGGCAAAUCAGGACCAAGAGGACAAAGAGGACCAACGGGUCCCCGAGGCCAGAGAGGACCGAGGGGCUCGACGGGGAAAUCCGGCGCAAAGGGAACUUCAGGAAGUGACGGCCCUCAUGGUCCUCUUGGGGAGAGGGGAUUGCCCGGACCUCAGGGAGCUCAUGGUUUCCCCGGACCAAAGGGACCUCCGGGACCACCAGGAAAAGACGGGCUGCCUGGACACCCUGGCCAGAGAGGAGAAGUUGGUUUCCAAGGUAAAAUGGGUCCACCUGGACCUCCUGGAGUCGUCGGACCUCAGGGUCCAUCAGGAGAGACCGGCCCCAUCGGCGAGCGUGGCCACCCCGGACCCUCAGGUCCACCUGGAGAGCAGGGACUCUCUGGUCCCUCAGGGAAGGAGGGCACCAAGGGAGACCCUGGACCCUCCGGAGGCCCCGGCAAAAACGGGCCCCCAGGACUGAGAGGCUUCCCCGGGGAGAGAGGCCUUCCUGGAACCCCUGGAGGUGGAGGACUGAAGGGAAGUGAAGGACCUGCCGGACCUCCUGGACCCGCUGGGUCUCCUGGUGAGAGGGGGCUAGCUGGUACUGCUGGACCUGUUGGACCUCCUGGAAGACCAGGGCCUCAGGGUCCUCCUGGAUCAUCUGGAGAGAAGGGAGUUCUUGGGGAGAAAGGUCCUAUCGGCUUGGCCGGUCGGGAUGGAGUUCAGGGUCCCGUGGGUCUACCUGGCCCUGCCGGAUCACCUGGAGUACCCGGAGAGGACGGAGACAAGGGCGAGGUCGGAGAGCACGGGCAGAAGGGCGGCAAGGGAGGAAAAGGAGAGCACGGUCCUCCGGGUCCACCAGGGCCCAUGGGGCCAGUCGGUCAGCCUGGACCUGCUGGUGCUGAUGGAGAGCUCGGACCGAGAGGCCAGCAGGGGCCAUUUGGAGCUAAAGGUGACGAAGGAACCAGAGGAUUCCCAGGAGCCCCGGGACCCAUCGGACUGCAGGGGUUGCCAGGACCACCAGGUGAGAAGGGCGAGACAGGAGAUGUUGGACCUCUGGGUCCUCCAGGUCCCCCAGGACCCCGUGGCCCCGCUGGAUCCAGUGGUGCUGACGGUCCUCAAGGUCCUCACGGUGGUUUGGGUAAUCCUGGACUUAUUGGAGAGAAGGGAGAACCUGGGGAGGGCGGACCACCUGGAAUCGUAGGGGAGGCGGGAAAGAAGGGUCCUCGUGGAGAGCACGGAGAGAAGGGAGAAUCCGGACAACCUGGAACUGCUGGACCUGCUGGAGGACGAGGAGGACCUGGAGAUGACGGACCCAAAGGAAACCCUGGUCCAGUUGGUUUCCCUGGUGAUCCUGGUCCCACUGGCGAGGUCGGACCCAGAGGUCUCGAUGGCGCCAAGGGAGAGAGAGGAGAAGAUGGUGAACAAGGAGAAUCUGGCUCCCCCGGACCUUCUGGUGAGAACGGACCCCCCGGCCCCCUAGGAAAGAGGGGCCCUGCUGGAACAAGAGGACCCGAGGGACGUCAAGGAGGAAAGGGAACCAAGGGAAACUCGGGUGCUGUCGGCCCCCCAGGAAAGACCGGCCCCGUCGGCCUCCAGGGUCAACCAGGAAAGCCAGGAACAGAAGGCCUCAGAGGACUCCCGGGAUCAGUGGGUGAACAAGGAUCUCCAGGACUUGCUGGACAGAAAGGACCAUCUGGACCCCUUGGACCUCCUGGUUUGCCCGGUCUGCGUGGAGACCCCGGUGGUAAGGGAGAGAAGGGCCACCCGGGUCUCAUCGGUCUCAUUGGACCCCCAGGAGAGCAGGGAGAGAAGGGAGACAGAGGUUUCCCCGGGCCUCAAGGAUCCUUUGGAUCUAAAGGAGAUUCUGGAAUGUCUGGAGGCACCGGACCCCUCGGCCCCGCUGGUCCUCCUGGUCUGCCUGGUCCUCAAGGUGUCAAGGGAGCGAAGGGCUCUUCUGGUGGAUCUGGUCCAAAGGGAGAAAAGGGUGUACAAGGACCUGCUGGACCUCCUGGCCCACCAGGCGAGGUCAUUCAGCCGCUGCCCAUCCAGAGGAGUCCCAAGUCCAAGCGCUCCAUCGACGCCAGCCAGCUGCUCCCCGACUCCGAAAUGCCCGCGUCCGACGGCACCGGCACCGAGUUCCUGAUCGGCACCGAAGGCAUGGAGGAGAUCUUCGGCUCGCUCAACUCACUGCGACAGGAGAUCGAGACCAUGCGUUUCCCUCUUGGCACCCAGGACAGCCCUGCACGCACCUGCCAAGACCUGCACCUCAGCAAGCCUGACCUCAAAGACGGAGAAUACUGGAUUGACCCCAACCAGGGCUGCUCCAGAGACUCCUUCAAGGUCUUCUGUAAUUUCACCAGCGGAGCAGAGACCUGCCUGUAUCCCAGCAAGAACAUCAACACGGUGAAGAUGAGUUCCUGGGAUGGCGAGACUCCUGGAUCCUGGUACAGCCAGUUCACCACUGGCAGUAAGUUCUCCUACGUGGACUCUACCGGUGAGCCCGUGGGCGUGGUCCAGCUGGGCUUCCUGCGUCUCCUCAGCGUCCAGGCCCGCCAGAACCUCACCUACCACUGCCACCGCUCCGUGGCCUGGGCCGACCGCAGCGCCAAGAACAACUACAACAGGGCGCUGCACCUCCAGGGGGCCAACGGCGAGAAGCUGAGCUACGAGACCAACCCGUACAUCAAGGCCUUGGUCGACGGCUGCUCUUAUCGUAAGGGCUUCGACAGGACAGUCCUGGAGGUCAACACACCUCAGGUGGAGCAUCUCCCUCUGCUGGAUAUCAAGGUGUCAGACUUUGGGGAGAGAAACCAGCAGUUUGGCUUUGAAGUGGGACCUGUCUGUUUCCAAGGCUAAAACACACACACGCGCACACACACACACACACUCAUACAUCCACGCAUCAUGCAAAGAAACAACACAUGCAAAUACUCACACGCACACACAUGCACUUAGAGACACACCGAUAUAUAUGUAAGAAACAUACACGCCCAGUAAUUUGUAAAUGAACUUGUAAAUGAUAUGAAACACACACGCACACAAACCCAAGGAUACACACACACACACACACACAUUUACACACGCAGAUGCUUUUUGUGAGACAGACACUCACUCUCAAGCACGUGCCUGGGGGAAGAGACAUCCUCCCAACAAUUAACGGACGUCACCAAAGAAAAAAAAGAAAAGCAAAGAGGAGAGAGAGGACAAAAAGGAACUUGCGGCGAGGAGAAAGAAAGAAACCCAGGAGCGAGUUCUCUGGAAUAAAACGUGUUUUCUUGACCAGCAGCGAAAGGGGCCGGCCUGGGAAAUAGGCCACGCCCCCCCCGUCUCUGAUACCCCCCCCCCUCUCACUCGUCUCUCCUCCCCACCGUCUCUCUUGUAUCUUCCACUCAUCUCGCCUGCUCUACCUCCCCCCACCUCUUCUCAAACAUCGAUCACGCUUGGACACUCUUUCCGUUUCUUGUUCACACUGCGGGCAACAUGGCCGACAGUCACCCUCUCAUUGGCCAAUCACCCUCAAAUGGCCGACAGUCACCCUCUCAUUGGCCGACAGGUUCGUUAGCCAGUGGCUUUGGGCCGCCGUCGUCAUUCAGAUGAAAGGCUGUUCAGAAUGGACUUUCACCUGCUCUGCACUUUGAAGUCCUGACAUCCAACCAGACGAGUAGAACCUCGUCAGCGAGUUCUGUAGGAACCGACUGGUCAGUCGUGUUGUUCCCGUUUCCUUCUCGUUUCCUUCUCUCUCGACACUAGAUGAUCUCUCCUCAGUCCGAGAGCUUGUUCGCUUGUCACCGCUGAACAAACCCUGCAGCCAGGUGGGACGGCAGAUCCUGGAUCAGUGAAUUUAAAAGAAGCCAUUCCUCUUCUCUGUGAGCUGUGCUGAGCUCCACGCGGUGAUGCUCGGUGGGACCGGAUCCUUUUCUCUUUUUAAAAGGUGCUGAAGCUUCUUCUUCAGGUCACCAGGGGUCGCCUCCACGCACCAGUCCAGUAUCUGCUUGAGUCACUUUCUGGCUACUUUUGAUUGUUGAUUUCCAUCCCCCCCUUUUCCAUACAGCAGUGAAUAAAACGCAUGCUUUAUGAAAGAAACUAUUUCAUGAAGCUUUUUACUGGGGAAAAUGUGCAUUACAUUCCAUUUGUACAGAGAUAGUGAUAUUCUAUUGUAUUUAUUUAAAACAAACAGGGUGCUUUGAGAUUGAAUAAUACACGGACCGCCAAAUAUUCCAGUCAAAUGUGGUAUGUUCCAUUUGUAUUUAUUUCCUGUCGCUGACACUCGGAGGUCAAGUGGAGCGAGUGACUCUGGGACUUCUGUCCAGACUCCUUAUGUAGACCCAAAGAAUCUGAGGCCAUUUCUUAUUGUAACUUCCCCUCGUAGUGUUCCAACACCUGUACUGUGCUGUUCAAUGUUGCUUCCUCUGUCCUGAUUAAAUGGUGACUCUCCAGUUCUGGUGACUCUCCAGUUUCCUUGUCGUCGCCGUACUGUUUGACCUUCGAGGUUCGGGUUAACGGAAUUUAUAUCCGAGACCACCAAGAGGGAGGAGACGGCCACCGCGGGGUUAAAGGGAUGAACAUUGUUGUUGGUACACUGUGGCUGUGGGGUGAGGUCAGACUAGAGUCCUGUUUUUUAUUGUUUCUCUUUUUUAUGAUUACAAUAGCAGGGAAAUGGGGGCAGCGUGACUAAACCUCUACAAACAAAUAGAAAUAUCACAAAUCUGACCGUGAGAGUGACCUCAAAUAUGUGUCUGCUUUUAUGGCGCCGACAGCAAAACACAAACAUGGGGCUGGAAAGAGAGAAAAAAAGUAUUAUUUUAGAAUGUGUGUAAGUAAUUUCUUCUUUUUUUUUAUAAUUGUCUCUGUAAUAUAUAAUCUUCUAAAAAGAG
Pseudoliparis swirei is the source of this 7418-nucleotide messenger RNA. RefSeq names its product collagen, type XI, alpha 2 (gene col11a2). The transcript is spliced from 64 exons. The coding region runs from base 91 to 5400 and encodes 1769 amino acids. The record is from RefSeq and is a predicted model, not a curated record. NCBI's taxonomy places the organism in Eukaryota, Metazoa, Chordata, Actinopteri, Perciformes, Liparidae. Gene Ontology annotation, molecular function: heparin binding; extracellular matrix structural constituent.